CAGGGCUGAUCAGUUUCUGUUUACUGAGAAGUGAGUACUCACUGUGAGGAACCAGAGAAGGAACUAGGAAAAGAGAAGCUUCAAAAACUGCCAGCAAUACAAAACUGACCAUGCCCAGAGUGCGGACGCUGAAUGAACUGUCCAAGCUGCAGGAGUGUGGAUUUGGGACGCCGUGGCCAAGACAUGGCCUCAAACUGCUCUACUGGUUUGUUGACAAAUACCUCGAGUUUGAUGACGACAAUGAGAUGUGCUGGCGUUACAAUCCAACGAAAAGAAACUUCGGUUUCCAUCCGUUUGAGAACAGAUGCGAUGGGAACGUUCAGCUCCUGCCCAAUAUUGUCCUGCCUUAUUACGAGGUGGGGAAUCUGAGCAAACCGAAAGCACACAUGCUGCCCAAAUACGUCCGGAAAGAUUACACCGGCCAACAUGACGACAGUAAUACCGACCGCAUCAUUGUCAGCAUUGAUGGUGCGCACUUUGACAGAGUUUAUGUGACCGAGCACCUCGGCGAGUCAGACUACAACCAACACGGCACCUACCGCAUCAGCAAGAGUCUCAUUAAGAUCAUCCAGCGUUACACGCGGAGUGAGUUUCUAUCUGCAAUGGGUAUCUGAAGAUCAUUACAUAAACACCCUCGAUCGCUCGAUCUGAACAGCGUUUCUUUAUAAAACACUUCAUUCUAUUUUUACACCAGCAGUGUUCUCAAAUUCUCAAAUAAGACAUUGUUGAUUCAUUUUCUAUAAAAGCAGAUCUGACCGUAUCUCUGGCUGUAACAUAAAUCACAGGUUUAUAUCAAUGCGCUCAUUCUAAUACGUUAUCGUUUCUAUAGUAACAGCUCAUUCACAGGGACUUGCAGGAAUAUGGAGGACUAAGUGCGUACACUUGACCUAAUAAUAAACGGAUCAAGAAAACAUUGUUGAUAUGGUGAAAGUUUUGGAUAUUUAUUGAACUUUUACGGAAGGAGUUUCAAAGAUGUUCGACUUUAACUCAAAUUUUAAACAGUUAAAUAGUGUGACGUGUCAGUUAUUAUUAAACUAAUAACUGUAAUGGCAAAUUACUGUAAUAUAAGCUGGAUAUAUUACUUUGAGGAGUGCUGUUUUUAGGGCUUGGCUUGGCUUUUCAUUGGCUUGGAAUCAUCAUCACCCCUUUAACAUCAAGACUGUGAAUGAAGUGUUUUAUUCCUUACUUAUUCACAGUCUGUACUAUGAAGGUCUGUGCUAUGAAGUUGUUAUAAACCUUAUAAACACUUACAGUUUAAAUUCAGUCAUCAUCUCACCAAACAUAACCGAUAAUGAUCAGGAAACCAAAAGGAAGUUUGUGUUUUGCUCUUUUUCUUUUAUUUAAUUACUCUUAAUUCUUAUGAUGUUUGUGCUUCUAUUAUUCAAACUGAUUUUGGACGUUUCUAAAUCUACACGCAUAUGAAUUCAAAAAGAUACCUGGAAAUAUUGUGACUAGUGCCAUAUUGCUAUGUAAUAGUGAUCAGGUUAGUUUCUCUGCUGACGUUAUCAGCCCCGCCCCCGGGUGGGGAAAAAAAACUGCUCAUGUUCUCCAUGUUAUAGAUAUGUGGGUGGGGCUUCAUUUCAGGGAAGAAGAAAGCUUGUCAAUUGUUUCCUUGCAAUUAACCAUAAAAAUACAGACCUGUUGUUUUUUUUAAACGAUGUUUGUUGGUUAACCUUUUAAUUGGCUUUUAAUGAUGGGUUUGACUGUAUACAUUUCACAUCGAUGUUGUAAUGAAUGGAAUGAUAUAACAUUAUAACAAACAGAAAUAAAACCUAUUUCUUUAACACCA
This is a messenger RNA of Ictalurus punctatus (channel catfish), 1789 nucleotides long. RefSeq lists its product as uncharacterized. The record is from RefSeq and is a predicted model, not a curated record. The transcript is spliced from 2 exons. Bases 111 to 614 code for a protein of 167 amino acids. NCBI's taxonomy places the organism in Eukaryota, Metazoa, Chordata, Actinopteri, Siluriformes, Ictaluridae.